Messenger RNA from Exophiala bonariae, 450 nucleotides. RefSeq lists its product as uncharacterized. The record is from RefSeq and is a predicted model, not a curated record. The coding region runs from base 1 to 450 and encodes 149 amino acids. Lineage: Eukaryota; Fungi; Ascomycota; Eurotiomycetes; Chaetothyriales; Herpotrichiellaceae. The transcript has 2 exons.
AUGUUAUGCACACUCUUCGACCCCACUACAAAUAAUGAAAAUCGUUUGAUCGUCUCUGCGGGAGAUCUACAAACAUCUUUGCGUGAGAAAAGGUCCGAACUUGACGACCGUGCAUGGGGCCUGAUCGCACAGGUAACAAAGGUACGAGAAGCGAUGGAACAGUAUGAAGCUGGCACUUCCAAGCUGUCUGUCAGCAAACAUCCAGGCUCGAUGACCGCGGUGCGACCCUCACGAGGUAUUGAUAAAUCAUCCCAUGGCGCUUAUCAGAACCACGUGGUUCAAGGAUUGGUCAUAGCGCCAGUUUAUCUCGGACAAGAGCGCAGUCUUAUGCUAGCCGUGCCGAAUUUACUGUCCGACCGUUCGCAACCCGAAUCCUCCGGAUACAUGGACGAAUUCCCUGGGCAAUACGGCGCUGUCAGUCACGUGGCGGGCCAGCCGAGUCAGCACUGA